Colletotrichum orchidophilum is the source of this 1788-nucleotide messenger RNA. RefSeq lists its product as uncharacterized. The transcript has 4 exons. NCBI's taxonomy places the organism in Eukaryota, Fungi, Ascomycota, Sordariomycetes, Glomerellales, Glomerellaceae. The record is from RefSeq and is a predicted model, not a curated record. Bases 1 to 1788 code for a protein of 595 amino acids.
AUGCCUUACCCUUUCAGAAGGGCACAGACGUUGCCAACCUUGACAGCCCAGGAUGAGUUGGAAAACGCCUCGAUUCUCCGCAACGAUGCCGACAAUGGCCAUUUCCGCGGCCUUCCUGCAACCCGACAGUCUCGCAUGAAGGUGCUCAUGAAGGUGUUGUCACGAUGGGCAAUUACGAUGGUUAUCAUUAUCUCAAUCUACGUCGUCAUAUGGGUAUACUCCAACAAGUCGGUAAUGACACAAACAACAAAGCGAGAGUACAACGCCCUCAUCACCGGCCUGUCAAUCUCUCUCGGUCUCGCAGUGGCGAGCAGUCUAAACCACAUGGUGGCCGAGCUGAGAUGGUGGAUCUUGAGUCGUCGAUACAGAUCGAAGCGGAAGGUGGAGUUAAUUUUGCAGGCCGACAACCUGAAGCACACGAUUACAUUAGCAGCAAGGUCGAAACGAUGGUCGAUCCAUCUUGCCGCUGUCGGAUGGCUUAUCCUAACGAUUGGCUCUCAAAUAGGUCUUGCCGCCAUUGGCCUCUGCUAUUCGACAGAUGUCGCAGACAAGCGGGCUCUUUUACUUCCAGGCAACGUGUCUAUAGCCAACAUGGCGACCAUAGAAUCGGAAAGGGUUGUGAAAUCCAAGACUCAAGCUUUGGGUGCUCUCCAGUAUACGGCAAACAGCUAUGGGAUCAUCUCUCUAGCGUACGAUACGGGAGAUAUAUCAGAUGCCCCCUUGGCCAGAGCGAUCCACGUACCGAGCGAUGCCAUCAUGUUCUGCACAGACACGCUGUGCAAAUACGUCUUUUACGAAACCUCGACGGCGUCCAUCACGAACGCAGAUGACAACCCGGUCACCGUCGCCACGGACCGGAGCGUCAACUCCACGGCCAAAUGUACGGCCUGGCCCGUGAUAAGCGGCGGCGACGGCACGACGACCAACGUGACCGUGGCCCUCGAGAAUGACGGCAAAUACGAAAUUUACAUCCCGUUCCGAGGCGGGACCGAACAAACGACAUUCAUGACUUACAGCCAGUCCGAGUGCGGGCCAGGGUGCUCCCAAGUCAUGGCGUUCGAGGCGUCGGAUACCUUCCCCUGGUACUACAGCUGCAACAUCACGGUCGGCCAGGUCGCCAACGCCACGCGUGCUGAACACCAGAUCGGCUCCAACCUCACGUCUCUCGCGUCAGCCGGCAUCGCACUGCAGGGCUACGCCGCCUCGUCCUUUGUCAACGACACCAACUUCCAGUAUCAGAUGUAUCCCUCCGAGUCGGUCUUCGGCACGCCCAUGAACGGAACGACUGCGUUUAUGGAGGCCAUGCUGUCGCGGUUCGCCAUCGGGGUGGUCGCCGUCGCCGCGGAGAGUAACACGGAUCUCGUCGUCGAAGGGACCAUGCCGAUGAAGGGCACGAAGCUGAACGUCUCGCACUGGGGGCUGAUCAACUUAAUUUUAAUACUUACCGCGUCGCUCCAGCUCAUUCUCGGAAUUGCGGCCGCGCUGGUGGCGAACCGGGUCGUCGUCCCUGAUGGCGGUGCUGUGGAGAUGGCGCAGGUGAUGAGGACGAUGGCGAUUCGGGACCGCACGACGACGAGCGAGCCCGGCGAGAAGGGGUCGACUGGCGAGCCUCGACAUAAGUCGCUGUGGAUAUACCGGGAUACGAUGGUGUCAAGGGAGGGAGGGUUGUACGAUUUGCAUAUGGAGGAGCAGCGUUAUAAUGCGAGGAAUGAGGCUGGGAUGAUUGAGAUGAGCCAGCAACGGCCAGACACUGGUCGGGAGUCGACGCCAUCGACGCCGACGAAGUAA